AUGGAAUGUGCCAGGAGGGGGUCAAGUGUGAGGCCUCGUUUUUCGGACACUAUUGUCAAUACAUUGACCACUGUCUAUUUUCCAGUUGACCUUUCCUCGUCAGCCACAACGGAGGAGACCAGGUUAAUUGACAACGACGAUAGCACGUGCAUCGGCAACGCGGCCAAGACCAGCGUGACCUUCAACUUUACUGACAUGGUUGUGGUGGAGUUUGUUCGGAUUGUAGUCAACGAUGUGGGUUUUAGAGACACGAUAGGCGUGAGUUAUAUGAAUGCCGAUAAAGAAAUCAAAUGCUCACGCCUCAAACGGCUGGAGAUCAACCCCACAACCUCGGAGAUCUACUGCUCCCAGCCCGUGGCUACCACCGUGUUUGUGCUCACGGGGACAGGUGUAAAGCACCUGUGUACAGUCAGCUUGAGUGCAGGACGAGACCUAGCACUAAAAACAACGACGAGCAGCUCCUUGGUGGAAGCCCAGAUGGUGUCUGAUUACGCCGUGGACUUUGACGUGAACUCAUUGACCUGCUUCCAGACCCAGGUGUCGUUGACUUCCAAGGUGUUCCUCAACGUGGACUUCCCGUUUCCCUUCAGUCUUUUUAAAAUAGUUCUCCGGAACUACCGAGAGGGCUUGUACGACAUGCUGAACAACUUCACCAUCCAGUACAACGAUCGGGACGCCAAAGCUAUCACCAACGAACAGAUCCGAUACAUGGUCGCCAAGCGUGAGUACAGCAUCCUGCCCAAGGUUAACGUCAGCCAACUCGUCAAGAACAUCCAGAUCUUGUCCGAGGACAAGAGCGUGGUACAGAAUGGAUAUGUUCUUUCUGUGUGUUUAUUUCAGGCUUUAGGGGGCUGUCCCCCGGGGGGGUCGGGGCUUGACUGUUCCACCGACUGCAGUCACUGUGCAGGGAAGGAAUGUAACAUCAUUGGGCUGUGUUACAACUGUACUACAAGGAACAAUGUAACAUCGUGCAAGCGAUCAUGUGGCAACUGUGGGGGGGACGGGUCUUGUGACGUCAAUACCGGCGUGUGCAAGCAUGAGUGUAAGCCCGGCUUCAAGGGCCUCAUGUGUCACCAGCAGUGCCUGAACUGUGGUGGCAACAAGGCCUGUGACCGGCAGCACGGUUACUGCAACCAGGGCUGUGCCGGCAAGUUUACCGGCCCAGCGUGCACGGAACGUGAGGUAAGCACAUAG
Messenger RNA from Physella acuta, 1194 nucleotides. RefSeq lists its product as uncharacterized. The record is from RefSeq and is a predicted model, not a curated record. NCBI's taxonomy places the organism in Eukaryota, Metazoa, Mollusca, Gastropoda, Physidae.